Dentiscutata erythropus is the source of this 188-nucleotide messenger RNA. The record is from the annotation of a GenBank genome assembly. Lineage: Eukaryota; Fungi; Glomeromycota; Glomeromycetes; Diversisporales; Gigasporaceae.
CUCAAGGAGAAAAAAUUGCUCCCUAUGUUUUUAAAAUCAAUGACACCCAAACUCUCCAGGGAUAUCUAGAUCAAGAAAAAAUUACUUAUGAAAUUUACCAAGAAGAACGGAAAAUCAUAACAAAUAAACGAACAUUAACACCAGCACAUGGUGAACUGAGAAAAAAACGAAAAUUAGAAGACAGGUAA